ACCUUUGCACCCACAGUCACUUCCUCUAAGAUGACGCUUGACCCCACCUCCUGCUGUGCCACUCUGGGACUUCCUCCUAUUUCCAGCUGCUGCUGCUAACUUACUCUCCCUGUGGCUCCUGAGACAGACAAUCUCCGACUCUGUUCCUGAAGGAUUACGACCUGUGCAUCACCUGUUAUAACACUAAAAACCACGACCACAAGAUGGAGAAAUUGGGCCUUGGCCUAGACAAUGAGAGCAACAACCAGCAGACUGCAACCACCCAGAGCCCUGGCGACUCUCGCCACCUGAGCAUCCAGCGCUGUUUCCAGUCCCUUGUCCAUGCCCGCCAGUGUCGUAAUGCCAACUGUUCACUGCCGUCCUGUCAGAAGAUGAAGCGAGUUGUCCAACAUACCAAAGGCUGCAAGCGCAAGACCAACGGAGGGUGCCCUAUUUGCAAACAACUCAUUGCUCUUUGCUGCUACCAUGCAAAGCAUUGCCAGGAGAACAAGUGCCCGGCGCCCUUUUGCCUCAACAUUAAACACAAGCUUCGCCAACAGCAACUUCAGCACCGUCUGCAGCAGGCGCAGAUGCUCCGAAGGAGGAUGGUGCCCCACCAUUCCUGAGAACCUGAAAUCCCUGGCCCAUUCUACACCCCUCUCAAGAGCCUCAGCCCCCUGGAAGUCCCUCCCUCGUACUGUUCUCACCCAGGACCCCAUCUCCCCUACUCCACACCAGACCCCCUCCCUGCUGGCAAGCCUGGCCCUUGGGUGAUGUGUCUGUCUCUCUUCCUGGCUGGUCCUUGGUGCUGAGAGGUACCAUCAUGGUUUUGGCAACUGUCAGGUGAGGCCCCAGCCUGCUGCGCCUACAGAAUAGGACCUGGGUGGCUGCCAUGGCAUGCCUCCAGCCAUGAUGAGCAUGACCGCUAGUUACAAGAUCACAGCACAGGCAUCAACAAAAUGAAGAUCAGCAAGUGACAUCUCUUAACUGGCAAGAGAGUAGAAAACCCAGCCCAGUCGGUGGCAACCCUAUUUUCCAUGUACCUGCUUAAACGUGGUCAGGCUGUGGCCCAGGGGUCAUGCCCCCGCUCCAGCUCUGCAGCCUAGGAUACAGACUCUAAUCUACCUUUGGUAGUGGGGGUUGUCUCUCAGUGAUUAGUGGCUAUUCUGGGCUAGAACUGUUCUGUACUCACUGGUUGUGAAAAUGCUUUAGGAUAUUGUAUUCUUUUCUCGUGCAGUCAAACUAUUAAACAAUGUGUGUUCACCACGGUUA
Messenger RNA from Gopherus evgoodei (Goodes thornscrub tortoise), 1251 nucleotides. Its product is annotated as histone acetyltransferase p300-like. Bases 204 to 605 code for a protein of 133 amino acids. Gene Ontology annotation, cellular component: histone acetyltransferase complex; transcription regulator complex. The record is from RefSeq and is a predicted model, not a curated record. NCBI's taxonomy places the organism in Eukaryota, Metazoa, Chordata, Testudines, Testudinidae. The transcript is spliced from 3 exons. Gene Ontology annotation, biological process: positive regulation of transcription by RNA polymerase II. Gene Ontology annotation, molecular function: chromatin DNA binding; histone acetyltransferase activity; transcription coactivator activity.